AUGGACGAGGAUUUGGCAGUCUCAGAAAAUCCAAAGAAUGUCAAAGCCAACAUGGAAGUUGAUGUGAAUGAAUGUGACAAAUCAAAGGUAGUAAUCGAGGAUGAUGAAAUGGAGUUGUCGUGUAACAAGGGGACUUGUAAAAAGAGUGUUGUAAGUAUGCUAGAAAAUGUGUUAACACUCAAUUUACACAUUGAAUUUACACAUGUUAGGAGAUUACAUAACGUCAUUUCAUUACACAGAAAUCGUCACCCAUGGUUUAAAAUGGUCACUAUUUACACUUUUUUCUGUAGAAAACAGAAGAAACAGUAAUCAGUCUGACUCUAGAUAUUGAGAAUGAUCCACUGCCAGACUGUGACAUUGGAGCUGAUCAACCAGGUGAAAGUGAGCGAUGUGAUGAUAAUUCGCAAAGGUAA
Messenger RNA from Paramuricea clavata, 413 nucleotides. NCBI's taxonomy places the organism in Eukaryota, Metazoa, Cnidaria, Anthozoa, Malacalcyonacea, Plexauridae. The record is from the annotation of a GenBank genome assembly.